Molecule: messenger RNA, 14952 nt
Organism: Phyllopteryx taeniolatus (common seadragon)
Lineage: Eukaryota; Metazoa; Chordata; Actinopteri; Syngnathiformes; Syngnathidae
Product: neural-cadherin
Exons: 38
Coding region: 278-9046 (2922 amino acids)
Biological process (GO): homophilic cell-cell adhesion
Cellular component (GO): catenin complex; plasma membrane
Molecular function (GO): calcium ion binding; cadherin binding
Source: RefSeq, a predicted model, not a curated record
GUCCCCGUGAUGUAAGAAGCCCCCCUUUCCGCUGGCGGGGGCGCGCGCCGGCGAGAAGAGGAAGAGGAAGACGAGGAGGAGGAGGAGGAGGAGGAAGAGGAGGAAGAGGAGGAAGAGGAGGAGGACGCAAAGUUCUCCCGAGCAGAGCAGAGCAUCCUCGAGUGUGAAUUUCCAUUUUUGUUGUCUGGACAUUUCCGGAUUUGAAGCGAGGCGCGCGAUGAGCGCACCCGCGGGUGCCUCAGUGGACUUGGUGCUGCGGCGGUGAGACGCGCUCGCCAUGAUUCGGGGAAGCCUUUUGCCGCUUUUGCUGUCGUGCGCGCUGGCCAACAGGACUUCGGAGCCCGAGUCGGAGUCGGUGCCCUUCUUCCACGGCCACGUGUUCGAGAACGCGUCGCCGGGCUCCCGGGUCAACGGGCUGAGCGUGCCGCUGCGGAGGUUGAACGCGCGGCGGCUGUGCUCGGAGCUCGGCGCCCAGCCCCGCUGGAGGCUCCUGGGCGACGGCGGUGACAGGUUCCGCGUCCUGGCGCACCACAACCGCGGCCACAUCCUGCUCAGGACCUGCGGGGUUCUGGACCGCGAGGAGCGAGCCGAGUACGCGCUGGGGGUCGGCGCGUGCUGCGGCGGGCCGUGCGCGGAGGUGGCGACCGUCAAAGUGGACGUACUGGACAUCAACGACCACCGGCCCGCCUUCCGGGGCACCGACGUCAGGCUCAGCCUGGACGACGCCACCCCGCUGCGCACGGUGGUCUACACGGUGGCGGCGCGGGACGAGGACAGCGGAAAGAACGCGGAGCUCUUCUACUUCGCCGCGCCCAAGAACGGCACUUUCUACGUGGUGCCCAAAAGCGGCGACGUCCUCCUGGUGGACUCCAUCCUGGGCCGGGACGGACCCAUCAAGUUCACCGUCUUCGCCCGGGACCGAGGCUGGCCGCCCCUCACCAGCGACGGCAUCGGCGUGGAAGUCAACCCGCGCCAGUGGCUCUCGGGCACGCGAGAAAAAACACCCGCCCGGACGUCCCGAUCCGUCCGGGACGCGGAGGCGAGCCCGCUUGUCGUCACCGUGUCCGAGGACGCGGGCAUCGGCUCGGUGGUGAUGAACCUGAACCCGGUGCGCUUCCAGGCGGCGGCGUUCGAGCUGGUGGAGCCCGACGCCGAGAGCUCGCCGGUCAGCGUGGCCCGGGACGCGGGGGAUAUUGUCAUCGCGCGCCGGCUGGACAGAGAGACGGAGCCACGGGUGGAGAUCAGCGUCAGGGUGCGCGACAAACGAGGUCCCGACUGGUACCUGGUCCGAGUGGAUUUAACGGUGACCGACGUGAACGACAAUGUUCCCGAGUGGCGCAUGGUCCCGACGCCGUACCUGGCCGUGGUGUCGCCCGACGCCUCAGCCGGCUCUCUGGUCUACCAGCUCCACGCCCAGGACGACGACGAGGGGCUCAACGGCGACGUGGAGUUUUUCCUGGCCGACGGUGGGGACGGUCGCUUCGAGGUGGACCGUAAGAGCGGUCACGUGCGGACCACCGGGCUUCCGCUGCAGCACGACCGCGAGUACCUGCUGACCGCGGUGGCCGCCGACCUUCUGGGGAGCCGCAGCGUCCCGGCCGUGGUGUCGGUGGUGGCGGGAGCCAGGCCGCCCCAGUUCGCCAACGCCUCCUUCACCAUCGCCAUACCGGAGAACACGCCCGAGGGGCAGCCCUUCCUGGCGACGACGGCCGUCUCCUUCCAGAAGCAGCCGAUGGGCUACAGCCUGCUGAUCAACCCCAGCAGCCUGUUCUCCAUCUCGCCCGAGGACGGCCAAAUCAGCCUGACCCGGCCCGUCGACUACGAGAGCGACCAGCGCCGCUACCUGCUGCUGGUGCGAGCCGGCGAGGGCCAGGACGGCAUGAGCAGCGCCGCCGAGGUGCGAGUCAUCAUCGUGGACGAGAACGACUGCGUUCCCGAGUUCCUGCAGUCCAUCUACAGCAAGGACGGCGUUCCCGAAACGGUCAUGACGGCCACGUCGCUCCUCCAAGUUUCCGCCAGCGACUGCGACUCUGAGAAAAAUGCCGAGUUGACGUACUACACGCUGAGUCCUGACUUCACCGUGUCCCCGCACGGCACCAUCUUCCCGGCCGGACCGCUGGACUACGAGAGGCCCAACCAUCUGUACGAGUUUGUCGUGAUGGCGGUGGACAAGGGAGCGGUGCCGCGCACCGGCACAGCCACCGUGAGGGUGCGCAUGGACAACGUCAACGACGAGCCGCCCGAGUUCUCGCAGCACGUCUACCGGACGUUCGUGUCUGAGGACGCCGGCCCCAACACGUUAGUGGCCACCGUGCUGGCCAAAGAUCCCGACGGAGACGGUAUCACGUACCGCAUCGCCUCGGGCAACGAGGAGGGCAACUUCGUCAUCGACAGCCAGAAAGGUUUGAUCCGUCUCCGCUCCAACCCUCCGCCUCACCUCCAGGGCGUGGAGUACAUCCUCAACGUAACGGCGACGGACGACAACGCCUCGGGCGGCCCUCGUUCCCUGUCGUCCACGGCGCAGGUGGUGGUCGGCGUGGACGACGUCAACAACAACAAGCCCGUCUUUGAGAAGUGCCAACAGUACCGGGAAAAGACGACGGUUCUGGAGAAUCAGCCGGCCGGGACGUUCGUGCUGAAGGUUCACGCCGUGGAUGCCGACGAGGGUUCCAAUGGCAAGGUCACAUACGGCUUCAUGCACAAAGACUCCACUGUGCCCGCCUUCAGGGUGGAUCCUGACACAGGGACGAUUGUCACGGCCAGGAAGUUUGAUCGCGAACGCCAGCGGGAGUACGCGGUGACGGUGACGGCCACCGACCAGGCCAACGACCCGCUGAUUGGCAUCUGCCAGCUCAACAUCCUCAUCGUGGACCAGAACGAUAACAGCCCCAAGUUUGAGAACAUCCGCUAUGAGUAUUUCCUCCGGGAAGACACGAUGAUCGGGACCAGUUUCCUGCGAGUGGCGGCCCUCGACGACGACUUUGGGACCAAUGCUGCCGUCACGUACUCCGUGUCCAGCGAGCAACCGGAGUACCUCAGGGUCAACCCGCUGACCGGCUGGGUGUUCGUCAACCAGCCCAUCUCGCAGAGGACCUACAUCACCCGGGAGAUCGUGGCCACGGACGGCGGGAACCGGAGCAGCUCGGUGGAGCUUGCGGUCACCAUCACCAAUGUGAAAAACCAACCGCCGCAGUGGGAGAAGGAAAGCUACGGCGUGGUCAUACCCGAGAACACGGUGCGGGACACGCCCAUCGUGACCAUCAAAGCCACCUCCCCACUGGGGGACCCCAGGGUGACGUACAAUCUGGAGGACGGCAUGGUCCCAGAGACCAACAUGCCCGUCCGCUUCUAUUUGACGCCCAACCGGGAAGACGGCUCAGCCUCCAUCCUUGUGGCGGAGCCUCUGGACUACGAGACCACCCGCAACUUCAUGCUGAGGGUCCGAGCCCAGAACGUGGCAGCCGUCCCGUUGGCUGCCUUUACCGCGGUCUACGUCAACAUCACAGAUGUGAAUGACAACGUCCCCUUUUUUACCUCCUCCAUCUAUGAGGCCUCAGUCACAGAGGGCGCCCAAUCAGGAACUUUGGUGUUUCAGGUGUCCGCCAAUGACAUGGACUUGGACCUCAAUGGGAAGAUCGCCUACUCGCUGCUUGAGGAUCGUAGCGGGGACCACCAGUAUUUCCGCAUCGACCCCGAACUGGGUUUCAUCUACACUCAGACCGUUUUUGAUCGCGAGACCAAAAGUUCGUACCUGUUGGAGGUCCAAUCGGUGGACGGCUGGGAGUCUGCGAGGCCCGGCAAACACGGACAGCCCAACUCCGACACGGCGUACGUCCGCGUGUUCAUCAGCGACGUCAACGACAACAAGCCGGCGUUUGCCCAGACCACGUACGACGUGGACGCAGACGAGGACGCCGACGUGGGCUUUGCUGUCCUCACCGUCAGUGCCAACGACGGCGACGAAGGCGGGAAUGCCAAACUGCGCUACCAGAUCACGUCUGGAAACACGGGAGGCGUGUUUGACGUGGAACCGGAAGUGGGGACCAUCUUCGUCGCUCAACCUUUGGACUACGAGCAGAACAAAAGGUACAAGCUGCACGUUCUGGCUUCCGACGGCAAGUGGGAGGACUACACCACGGUGUCGGUGAACGUGGUCAACAAGAACGACGAAGCGCCCGUGUUCACCGUCAAUGAAUACUACGGCAGCGUGACAGAGGAACUGGACGGUUCGCCCGUCUUUGUCUUACAGGUGACAGCGUCCGACCCGGACAAGGAUGCGGACCAGGAGGCUCUCCGCUACUCCCUUCACGGCCAGGGCGCCGAGAGCGAGUUCAUCAUCGACGAGGUGACGGGUAAGAUCUACGCCCAGAGGACGCUGAACCGCGAGGAGCGCUCCGUGUGGCGUUUCGUGGUGCUGGCCACGGACGAGGGCGGCGAGGGCCUGACGGGCUUCACCGACGUCAUCAUCAACGUGUGGGACAUCAACGACAACGCGCCUGUCUUCACCUGCGCGCCCAGUUGCCACGGCGACGUGGCCGAGAACUCACCGGCCGGCACGUCGGUGAUGGAGAUGACGGCCACCGACCUGGACGACGCGGCCGUGGGCCAGAACGCGGUCCUGUCCUACAGGAUCGUGGGCGGCUCGGACGAGGCGGGGGGCGUCCCCGCAUUCGCCGAGAUGUUCGCCAUCAACCAUGCCACAGGAACUAUCGCGGUGGCCAUGGGCGGCCUGGACCGGGAGAAGGUGGAGUCCUACAUGCUGGUGGUGGAGGCCAGGGACGGCGGAGGCAUGGUGGGAACGGCCACGGCAACCGUUCAGAUCACGGACGUCAACGACCACGCGCCCAGAUUCCUCGAACACGUCUGCCUGGCCAGGAUCUCGGAAAACGCAGAGCCCAACGCUGAGGUCCUGGAGCUGAGGGCAGAGGAUCGCGACACGGGCGAAAACGGCCAGCUGACCUUCAGCGUGGUGGCCGGAGACCAGGAGCAAAAGUUCUACGUGGUCAGCAACAAACUGGAGCAGCGAGGAAGCCUCCGACUCAAGAAACGACUCGACUACGAGAAACACGGCGAGCAGCGAUUCAACCUCACCGUCAAGGUUGAGGACUUGGACUUCUCCAGCCUGCUUCACUGCGCGGUGGAGGUGGACGACUACAACGACCACGCCCCGGUCUUCAUCCCCCACUUCCUGUCUCUGGGCCCCCUGUCAGAGGACGUCCCCACGGGGACCAGCGUGGCCCACCUGGUGGCCAGCGACUCGGACUCAGGCCAGAACCGCCAGCUGGUCUACAGCCUGUCCCGGGACUCGGACCCGGAGGGGCUCUUCGCCGUGGACCAAUCGGGCGUCCUGACGGUGGCCCGGCCUCUGGACCGGGAGAGGACGGCGCAGCACCGCCUGGUGGUCGUCGCCACGGACCAGGGCGCGCCCGCCUUGUCGGGUAGCGCCACCGUGGAGCUCCCCCUGCUGGACGUCAACGAUAACGGGCCGCAGUUUGAAGUUGUGUACGAUCCGGUGGUCUUUGAGAACCUUCCGGGACCUCAGGUUGUAAGCAUGAACCAGACAUCCACGCUGGUCCGAGUGGUGGACCGCGACUCCCCGGAGAACGGCGCACCUUUCCGUUUCGCCGUCCCCGACGACUAUCGCCACGGCAACGACUUCUACCUGAAGGACAACCUGAACGGGACGGCCACGCUUACGGCGCUGCGAACGUUCGACCGCGAGCGUCAGAAGGAGUUCCUGAUCCCCGUGGUGAUGAGCGACAGCGGCCGUCCUGCCAAAACGGUCACUGGCACACUGACCGUCACCAUCGGCGACUACAAUGACCACGCACACGUUGGCGGGGAGAAGACCAUCUUCAUCAACACGCACAGAGGCCGCAUGCCCACCACCGUUUUGGGGAAAGUGUACGCGCCCGACCCGGACGACUGGGACAACAAGACGUACGUCUUCGAGGGUCACGUACCCGCUUACUUCAUCCUGAACAAGCGCACGGGCUUCGUGGUCAUCAAGGAGAACGCGCCGUCCGGCGACUACCACUUCCUGGUGCGCGUGGCGGACGGCGUGUGGCCCGACUCCGUUUCCGCGGUAACGGUGCACGUUCGAGAGCUGCCUGAUGAGGCCGUGCACAACUCGGCGUCGCUCCGCCUCGCAGACAUGACGGCCAAGGAGUUCAUGGAGCCGAGGGGCAAGCAGCACAGCCGCUUCGAGCUCCUCUCCGACUUCCUGUCGGAGAUGUUGUCGGUGUCGCCGUCCGACGUCAACGUGUUUGGCCUGAGCGACGUCCCCGGCCGCAUGAUGGACGUGCGCUUCGCCGUGCGCGCCGGCAGCGCCGCCUUCCUGCGGCCCGAGAAGAUACACGGUUACCUGGCGGCGCACAAACAGAAGCUUCAGUCCUUCCUGCAGGUGCGAGUCUACCAGGUGCGCGUGGACGAGUGCCCGCAGUCCGAGUGCGGCGGGGCGGGAGGCUGCUCCAGCGUAGUCGACGUCCGGGACGCGGCCACCGUGGUGGACUGCGGCUCCAGGAGUUUGGUGUCCGUCACGGUGGAGGCGGCCGCCGUCUGCGCCUGCCCUGGGCGCCAGCAGACGCAUCAGCCCUGUGACGCUUACCCCAGGAACCUGUGCUUCAACGGAGGCGUGUGCGUGGACACGCAGCAUGGCUACAGGUGCCAGUGCCCGGCCCAGUUGGAGGGUCCCGAGUGCCAGCAGAACAAGCGCAGUUUCCGCGGCAACGGCUACGCAUGGUUCCCCCCCAUGACACCGUGCUUCGAGAGCCACGUCUCGCUGGAGUUCAUCACCGAGGUGCCCGACGGCCUGCUGCUCUACAGCGGGCCCCUGGCGCAGCUGCAGGCCUGGGACCACGAGGACUUCAUGGCCCUAGAGCUAAUAGACGGGACCCCCACGCUUAAAAUCAACCAUGGCUCCGGCACGGUGGUGCUACAGUUGCCUGGCAACGUCAACGUGGCCGACAGGCGCUGGCAUCGGCUGGACAUCCGCAGCAACAGCAAGGAAGUGCGCUUGACGCUGGAUCGCUGCUCGGGGGCGGCUGUCAUGGAGAUGGAGGGUCUGGGAAGCUGGCUGACCACCGAGGACCACUCGUCCUGCGAAGCGACCGGCACCACGCCCAACACGGACCGGUACCUGAACACAAGUCAAGUCUUGCAGCUGGGCGGAGUCAACGAGGACAUUCCGUACAUUUACCCUCAGCUGCAACACAAACACUUCACGGGAUGUAUCCGCAACCUCAUCGUGGACAGCAAGCUGUACGAUCUGAGCUCCCCGGCCGACUCGCAGUCCAGCUCACCGGGCUGCCAGACCACCGACGGCAGCUGUGUCAACAUGGGCUACCCGUCGUGUGGACGCCACGGUCGCUGCCAUGGCGAGUGGGGCUCCUUCAGCUGCCAGUGUGUGCCCGGAUACAGUGGGCAGCAGUGUGACGAGGAGGUUCCGGAGUACUCCUUCGAGGGCCACAGUCACGUGCGCUACCAGCUGGCCUCGCCGUUGCCGGCCCGUAGGACGGCGGUGCAGAUCCUGGUUCGAACCCGCAAGCACAGCAGCACCGUGCUCAGUCUGAGCUCCAGAGAGCAGAGCGAGUACCUGAGACUGGAGAUUUGUCAGGGCCUGCUGGGCGUGUUCUACAACCUUGGCGACGGCGACCACAACCUGAGCUUGCCCAUGUACCGCCUGGACAACGGCGAGUGGCACCAGGUCUCGCUGGAGCGUCACGACAACGAGAUGACGCUGCGGCUGGACGGCGGCGGCGGCCGGCGGGAGGUCACGGGGGCGUCGGGGCGCAGCCGGGAGAUCGUCAUCGACCCCACGCUGGUCAUGCUGGGCAACACGUUCCCGUCGACCCUCAACAAAAGCUUCCAGGGCUGCAUGAGGGAUCUGCGGCUGAACGGCCGCUACCUGCCGAUGGACAGCCAGACGGCGCCGGAGGGCGUCUCGCAAAUCAGCGCCCAGGGCCUCAACCCGGGGUGCCCCUCCGACUCGUGCAAGAGGAACCAGUGCAGCCCCCCCUUCACCUGCGUGGACCUGUGGCGAGUGCACGAAUGCAGAUGUCCUCCGGGCCACAUGAUCCGCGUGAACGGCAGCAGGAAGUCCUGCGUGUACACUUUGUGCGCCACGCGUCCGUGCCACCGCGGCACGUGCGUGGCGCAGUCGCCGUCCACGUUCACCUGCCAUUGCCCCGACGGCCACCGGGGGCGCCUGUGCGAGACCGCGCUGGCCGUGUACAGCGACGACGUCGGACUCAGCUUCAGCUCGCUCUUCGCCAUCUGCAUCUGCUUCAUGGCCCUGCUCGCGCUGCUGCUGGGCAUUUUCCUGUACACGCGCUGGAGGAGCUACAAAGGCCUGAAGGAGGGCGUGUACCACGUGUCGGCGCACCACGACGGCUGGGAGGACGUCCGGGAGAACGUCCUCAACUACGACGAGGAGGGCGGCGGAGAGGAGGACCAGAAUGCGUACGACAUGGCCGAGCUCCAGAAGUCGCUUCAGCCCAGCCCGGCGCAGUCGUUGCAGUACUGCCGUUCCCGGGCGCUGCACCACCCGCUCCCGCCGCCCCCCCACCACCACCAUCACCUCCUCCACCAGGCCCCGCCCACCCCGGCCUCCACCCAGCCGCCGGACCCCCUCGGCCGGACGGCCGGCUCCGGCACGCAGCCCCCGUCGGCGUCCUCGUCCGCCUCGGGGACGGCCCGCGGCCCGCGACGGGACGUGCCGCCCGCCCGCUCGCCGGCCCGGGGGCAGGCGCGGCCCCCCCGCCGCUCGCUCUCCUUCUCCAGCCAGGAUCUGGCCCGCUACCUGUGCGAGAUCAUCCGCGACGCCGACCGGCACCCGGACACGGGGCCCUUCGACUCCCUGCAGGUGUUCUCCACCGAGGGCGGCGGCUCCCCGGCGGGCUCUCUCAGCUCCUUCAGCUCGGCGGGCUCGGACGCCGGGGACGGGGCGGCGGCGGACGCCCGGCGCGAGGAGACGCUCGGGGAGUGGGGGCCGCGCUUCGAGAAGCUGAGGGCGCUGUACGAGCGGGCCGAGGCCAGCGACCUUUGAACUCCGGGCGCGCGGGACCCUCUCGAGGAGCGGCGGCCUCCCGACAAACACGCACGCGCUCACGCACAUGUUGACUCUUGGUGUUGUUUGCUGUCGAUCGAUAUGCCGGCUACGGAACGAGCCGGUCGAGCUUCGGGACGUCGCUUUGGGGCGGGGCGGCAGACCCCCCCGUCACCAUCGUGGACGCCGUCCGAGGGCCCUUAAAUGUGAAAAAUGUUUUUUUAUCCGCAGGCACAGCAGAGACACCUAAAAAUGUAUUUUUCGCCUCUUUGCCGGUUUGUUUGUUGUGUAAAUAUUCACUGAACGGCCACUUUACGAGGUACACAACAAAGCACAUAUAUAUAAUAUGGAAAUUAUCUGUUCCUGCGUCAAAACCGUGACUAUUGUAAAACUUACAAUGUGUGUGGCCUCAUUCGCUCGACAGUACAACUAAAAUUGAAAACAUCCUUUUGAUUCAAAAUGUAUUCAAUUUGCCAAAAGAGAAAAAGGAUAUUUUUGUUUAAAAAUGUAAAAAAUGUUUUAAAUUGAAACAUUGAAAGUGAAACAUUUGAACAUUGUAUGUUUAUUAUUUAAAAAUGGUUACAAACUCUAAUAAUUGAAAUUAGUGACAAUGGGAACAAACAAAGGCUGAAAAUUAUUUUUUUUAAACUUAAAAUUAUCCAAACUGUGUGAAAAUUGUCUCAAAUGAGUGAAAAUUGGUUUUUCAAUACAAAUACUGAAAAGGGUUUUAAAAAAGUGAAUGGUUCGAAAACUGUGAGAACGGGUCCAAAAUGGAUGAAAAUGAUUUUGAACGAAGUGAAAAUUGACAAAAAAUAAAAAUGAAAAAUUAAAAUGGUACCGUGUUUAGAAAGUGACAAAAUGGUGAAAAUGGGUUAGAAAAACCGUGAAACUCGUCAAAAAAUGGGUGAACAUUUUCUAAAUAAGUGAAAACUGAAAAAAUAAAUAAUCAUCCCAAAAAAUGUGAAAAGAAACUGUGAAAAGUGGUGUUCAAAUGAUUGACAUUUUCUCGGCUUUGUUUCCCAGAUUUCACAGCUGGGCAUUUAAUUUGUCUAAACUUAUUUUCACUUUCGCCCGGUUGCAAUAAUAACAGUGAUGCAAAAAUCUAAAAAAAAAACCAACUAGAUUUGUAAUCGUUAGCAAUGGAUAAGAUAGCGUGUCGCUUUGAGUCCAGGAUGCACACGCAAAGAUUGGGUGAAUGAAUUUUGAAUUUUUGUGCUAAUUUCUAAUCUUUUUUUCCCCAUCCAUCCAUCCAUACAUCCAUUUUCUUCCACUUAUCUGAGGUCGGGGGGCAGUACCUUUAGCAGGGAAGCCCAGACUUCCCACUUCCUCCAGCUCAUCCGGGGGAAUCCCGAGGCGUAGCCAGGCCAGUCGAGAGACGUAGUCUUUCUAGGGUGUCCUGGGUCGUCCCCGGGGUCUCCUCCCGUUCCAUUCUUCCCUCACACGUGAACAAGACCCCAAGAUAAAUCGGUGACAAAGGGCAGCCUUGGUGAAGUCCAACCCUCACCGGGAAAGAGUCCGACUUACUGCCGGAUAUGCGGACCAAACUCUGACUCCGGUCGUACAGAGACCGAACAGCCCGUAUCAGGGGGUUCGGUACCCCCUACUCUCGAAGCACCCCCCACAGGACUUCCUGAGGGACACGGUCGAACGCCUUCUCCAAGUCCACAAAAUACAUGUAGACUGGUUGGGCGAACUCCCUUGCACCCUCAAGGACACUGCCGAGGGUGAAGAGCUGGUCCACUGUUCCACGGCCAAUACGAAAACCACACUGCUUCUCCUGGAUCUGAGAUUCUACUUCCCGACGGACCCUCCUCUCCAGCACCCCUGAAUAGACCUUACCAGGGAGGCUGAGGAGUGUGAUCCCCCUUGUAGUUGGAACACAACUUCCAGUCCCCCUUCUUAAAAAGGAGGGCCAUCAUCCCAGUCUGCCAAUCCAGAGGCACUGUCCCCGAUGUUCACGCGAUGUUGCAGAGGACAGCCCCACAACAUCCAGAGCCUUUAGGAACUCAGGGCGAAUCUCAUCCACCCGUGGUCUCUUAGCCGUGCUUUGUCUGGUCCCUUUCCACCGAGGAGCUUUUGAACCACCUCGGUGACCUCAACCCCAGAGAUAGGAGAACCAAGACUCUGCUUCCUCAUGUGAAGGCGUGUCGGUGGAAUUGAGGAGUAUUCUCCCUACCGGCUCACAACGUCCCGAGUCGAGGUCAGCAGCGCCGCAUCCCCACUAUACACAGUGUUGGUGGUGCACUGCUUCCCCCCGUCAGAUGGUGGACCAGAAUUUAUUCGAAGUCUUUCUCCAUGGCCUCACCAAACUCCUGUCACGCCCGAGUUUUUGCCUCAGCGACCACCAAAGCUUCAUUCCGCUUGGCCAGCCGGUACCCAUCAGCUGCCUCAGGAGUCCCACAGGCCAAAAAGGCCCGAUAGGACUCCUUUUUCAACUUGACGGCAUCCCUCACCGUUGGUGUACACCAACGGGUUCGGGGAUUGCCGCCACGACAGGCACCGACCACCUUACGGUUGGCCGCCUCUGCAAUGGAGGCGCGGAACAUGGACAAUCCGUGAUGAGCACCGAAGUCCAAUAACAGAAUACCUAUUGGGUUCUGAUAGGGGGGGCUGUUCCUCCCAAUCACGCCCUUCCGGGUAUAACUGUCAUUGCCCAUGUGAGCAUUGAAGUCCCCCAGCAGGACAAUGGAGUCCCCAGCUGGAGCGCUCUCCAGCACCCCUUCCAAGGACUCCAAAAAGGGUGGGUACUCUGAACUACUGUUUAGUGCAUAGGCACAAACAACAGUCAGGACCCGUCCCCCCACCCGAAGGCGGAGGGAGGCUACCCUCUCGUCCAACGGGGUGAACCCCAAUGUACGGGCGCCGAGCCGGGGGGCAAUAACCUGCUCAACGCCUCUCACCGUGGGCAACUCCAGAGUGGAAGAGACUCCAACCCCUCUCAAGAGGACUGGUACCAGACCCAAAGCCCUGUGUCGAGGCCAGCCCGACUGUAUCUAGUCGUAACUUCUCGUCCUCACACACCAACUCGGGCUCCUUCCCUGCCAGAGAGGUGACAUUCCACGUCCCUAGAGCCAGCUUCUGUCACCGGGGAUCGGAUCGCCAAGGUCCCCCCACCUUUGGCCACCGCCCUGCACCCGACCCCUAUGGCCCCUCCCACAGGUGGUGAGCCCAGGGGAAGGGGGACCCAUGUUAUCCUUUUGGGCUGUGCCUGGCCGGUCCCCCUGGGUGCAGGCCCGGCUACCGGGUGCUCACUUUCGAGCCCCACCUCCAGACUUGGCUCCCCCCGGUGACCCGCACCCGGGCAAGUGAAAACGUGAUUCAAUCAUUUCACUCAUCAUAGGGGGUCUCUUAGCCGUGCUUCGUCUGGUCCCUCAGCUAGGACCUGUUUGCCAUGUGUGACCCUGCCAGGGGCAUAAAGCCCCAGACAACUUUGCUCCUAGGAUCACUGGGACACACAAAAACACCCCCACCACAAUAAGGUGACAGCUAUUUGUUCCCCAAAUAUUACGUUAUCACGUUCUCGAGGUUUUUGGAGGCCACAGUUUGACCCAGGAACAGACUAAUUCAAUAUGCAUUAUUUCCUAUGGACAAAAUGUUUGUUUAAAAAAAAAAAAAAAAAAAUUCAAAGUGUCAAAAGUGUGCAUAAUAAAGUGGCCCGAUAUGGCAGCGUGUGACACGUUAGCUCCAUCUAGUGGCGGCCAGAUGGAAGCGUUCACUGGUGUGUUUCGGCCCAAUUGCGUAUUGGCGCUGUUUUCUCUCUCGCACGCGCGAAGUGCUAGUUGAUACCGCGCCCUCGUCCUUGUCUCCAUUUACCGUCCCCCCCAGGAGGGGCCCGAGGGGGAGGGGGCGAGGCCGCAACAAACCGUUCAGACAGGCUGUGAACAAAGACGCGCUCAUUUUGCUGGUUUUCCGCUUCAGGAAAAAGUGAGCGUUGUCAUUUGCGUGAAUAAAAGUCAUCGGAAAAGCAGCAGGGAGUUUGUGAGUGCAGCAGUUUGUAUAAAUUUAAAAUUUUCUGACCUUUUGACAAUUUUGUUUCACCAUUUACACACGUUUAUUUUGCAGUUAUGGAACUUUUUCAUUUAGCAUUCUUUUUUUGACAAUUUUCAUUUUUUUUUUUUGGGACUAUUUUUAUUCCUGUUUUUGGGACAAUUUUCACAAUUGUGUGUUCACCAUUUUCAUUCAUUUUCAAACAUUCUCCCUAAUUUUGCAAUUUUUAACUUCUUUUUUGAUCAUUUUCACUCAUUUUUGAAAAAUAAAUCACUUGUUUUCAAAUUUUGAAAAAUGAUUUAAUUUCACACAUUUUGGACCUUUUCUACUGUUUAUUUAGCAUUUUACUUGACCCAUUAUCUACUUUUUUACUUUUACUACCAUUUUUUUGUAGUUUUCACAACCAUUUUCAUGUUUAAAAUAAUUAAAAAAAAAAAAAACAUUUCGCUUUUGUCAGGAAAACUUUUAAACCAUUUGAACCAUUUUUGCAGUGUCUUGACAAAUUCCAUCUGUUUUGGUGAUUUUUUUUCCACUUAAACAAUUUUUUAAAACAUUUUUAAAAUAACUUCAAAUAAAUUUUUUAAAAUCCCAGUUAUUUUGCUAUUUUUGCAAAUAGUUUUUAUCACGCUGAAUGCAAUUUCCAAUUAUUUUUGGAUCAAAUUUUAAAACAUUUACAAGUAUUUUUGUAUCCAUUUUUCAUUAUUUCUUUACAUUAUUUACAUUGUUUUGUCUAUUUACAAUCAUUUAACAAAUGCUCCAAAAAUGUUUAACCAUAUGACUUUCAUUCAUCAUUUUCACUUUUCUGUGACAAUUUUGCACAGGAUGAAAAUGGGAUUAUGAUUAGAUGAAGGUGAUGGGGAUGAGGAUGAUGAUCUCAUGCGCAGGGAGGAAGAAGAAGUGCUGCAGUUUCCCAAAAAAACUAAACAAAAAAACAAAAAAAAAGGGUUUAAUAAAAAGUCAAGAAAAACUGUCACACUUUGUUUAUGGAAAUACAUUUAUAGCUGCUAUUUGGACAAAAGUAUUGAGACAGCUACAGGAAGUCACGCCCCACCCAAAAAAAGGAAGGUCACCAAUUUUUGAUAAAUUUUAUAAUUUGCAUAUUUUUGUUAAUUUUCACUUGUUUGACAUUUUGCACACCUAUUUUGAACAUUUUCAGUUUUUUACUUUUUCAAACCAUUGCCACAGUCCGUAUUUUGUAUUUUUUGAAACAAUUUUAAUAUUUUUUUAACCACUCAAUAUUUUUGGCAAUUUUGACUUUUCUUAAAAAAUAAAAAUCAAUAUUUACUUUGACAAAUAAGUUUUUUUUUUUUUUUUUUUAGCUCUUUUCAAUAUUUAAAAAAAAUAUUUUCACAUUUACUUUUUGAUCUUUUUCACCCAUAUUUUGACCAUUUUCAGUCAUAUUGUUAAACUCAUUUUUAAUCAUUGUUACCUUCGUUUAAAAAACUUUUUUUAUUUUUUUACCACGCGUUCUUGUCAGUUUUCACCCAUAUUUUGACCAUUUCACUCUUUUCUCCCCCACUUUUAACCAUUUUCACGUUUUUCUUUGGCUGACUGAUUGAUUCAGAGGCGUUUCCCAAGACUUUUGUCCACAUGGUAUUCAAGAGGGACAUUUUUGUUUUGGCUUUGGUUUGUGACGCUUUGUUUCCCUUCGGGCUUGGGUGUCGUGUUGAGGGCGCGCGCGUGCACGCUUUUCACCUCAUGUUGUACAUACUGUCGACGAAAAAGAUGAUUUACGUGGCACGUUUGCUGUUGCUGCUUGUGACAAACGAGAGACGCAAAGUGGAAAACAAACUAAAGAUGGAAGAAAAAAAAAAAAAAACAUUUUCUUAAAAUCAUCUGUGAUGAUGAGCUUUGAAGAGUUUUGUGCUUUGUAUUUGCUCAUUUGUUUUCCUCAAUAAAUUCAAUUUCUUUGCACCAAA